UAUGAGCUCAAUUUAAUUCACUCCAUAAUAAGAAGAGAAAAUCAAAUAAGUCUGUGAAUUUUCAAGUCAAACUAAAGAAAAAGUCAUUUAUGUGUUAUAAGGCAAUAAUUGGUAAGUAGAAUAGGCAAUUGAUAUUUUAACUAAUGCAGGCGCAUUCAUUUCUAAUAUAAACAAUACUUAAUCAUAAUAGCCUAAUAAUACUAAUAAGAUUUCAUAAUAGAAUAACUUAUAGAAUAAUAAUUCCCUUCCUACUAAAUAAUAGUAAAAUAAUAAAAAUCCUUCACAAAAUGAAAAAAAUGAUAUUUAAAAAAUAGAAGAACAAAUAAAAUUGACAGAUAAUUAAGAAUGGGAAACUUCUGAUAUUACUAUAGCAAAAAAUAAAAUGUUAUAAAAAUCAUUGAAUUAAAAUAUAGGUCAGGAACUGAAAAGAAUUUAUCAACUACCAGUUGGUCUGGUUAAUGUUAGAAAAAUAGGGUAUUUUAAUUGCAUUAUUUAAAUUUUGGUUUAGAAUCCUGCUUUCUUAGAAAAAGUGCUUACUUGGAAAAAAAAUUAGAAAUCUUAAAAUGAAAAAGAUAAAAAAGUAAAUAUAGUAUUAAUAUAGAUAUCUUUUAUUAUGGAAUUCUAAAUGUUAUUAAGAAGGUUGACUUUUACUAACAAAAGAUUCUUAAAUCAUUAAGAAUUUGUAGAAUAAACAUUCGAUAUUAUUAAUUUUAUUACAAAAACUAAAAUUUCUGAUAAAAAUUUAAAACCUAAUGAAUUUUUUGAAAUUUUCAUGAAAACUUUGGAUCCAAUUUUAUCCAAUACAGAAUAUGAAGAAAAUUAGUCUAAAAAUCUUUUAGAUAAUACUUUAAAUGCUCAAUUUUAAAUGUAAUAAUAAUCAGUUAAUGAAAUUACUUUAAAUUUUAAAAGAGAAGAUAGAUAUCUAUAUUUAUCCCUUUUGAAAUUGGUUUGUUAAGAUUAAUUUAUUAUGUUUUAGAAGAUUCCUCAAACAUUCAGUUUUAGUUUACUAUAAAAAUAGAAUAACAAUUCAUAGAUAAAAGUGGAUUAUUGGUUUCCUUUAACAAUAAAUUUGUAAUUUCUGACUAACGAAAAGAUGUGCUAAUAAUUGAAAAGUAUAUUGUUAAAUUUAGUGACUGAUAAAACAAUUUAAGAAAUUAACUCAAGUAUAAAUGAAAUAAAUAUGUCUAAGAAUAGAAAUUAUUGAAUUCUUUGAUUAUAGUAGAAUAGAGUUAUGAAUAGAAUAAAAUAAUUCCAAUAAAUGUUUUAGAAUAAUUAAGAAUUGAAAGAAAGAAAUUAUAAAAUGAAUUAUAGAAAUAUUUUUUAUUGAAUGAUGGCUUAAAUUAAACUGAAUAUCAUUAAGAUUAUUAUUAUUACUUACAUGCAGCAGUUAUUUAAAUAGAAAAAGAUAAUUUAUAACAUUUUUAUGUGUAUAUUUACAAUUUUACACUAAAACAAUGGUAUCGAUAUAAUGAUACAGAUGUAAGAGUUGAAUCAGAUGAAAUAGUAAGAAAGGAUAUAUAAUAAAAUGGAUGUUUCUUUGUUUAUGUAAGUCAAAAUCAAAUGAGAUGUAUUAAACAUCAUUAAGAAAAAUAAUUUUAGAUAUCAACUAAUUUAGAAUUGGAAUAAGGAAUUAUAAAUUGGAAUCAAUUAGAGAUAAACUAAUUAAUGAAACCUUUAAUUCCAAAAGAGAUUAAAAAAAUAAUAGAAAGUGAAAAUGAAAAUAACAAAAUUUAAUGA
Molecule: messenger RNA, 1737 nt
Organism: Paramecium pentaurelia
Lineage: Eukaryota; Ciliophora; Oligohymenophorea; Peniculida; Parameciidae
Source: the annotation of a GenBank genome assembly